This is a messenger RNA of Annulohypoxylon truncatum, 3192 nucleotides long. RefSeq lists its product as uncharacterized. Bases 370 to 3141 code for a protein of 923 amino acids. The record is from RefSeq and is a predicted model, not a curated record. Lineage: Eukaryota; Fungi; Ascomycota; Sordariomycetes; Xylariales; Hypoxylaceae. The transcript is spliced from 3 exons.
CGUACCUUCAUCUGUGUCUCUUACCUCUACUAGUCUAUCCCACAUUGCGUAGACUAAUUCUAUUCUACGUAACCCACCUUCCUUGGUAUAUCUGCUUAUUAAUGGUAGUACUGAGCAUCACUCUUGCUGGAUCUAAACUAAGCCUUACCGCGGUCCUUGCCGGGAUAUUCUAACCGUGUGCCGGCAACUUAACCCUGUAAGCCCCACGUUCCAUCUCGUCUCGUUUAGACUUUCUCCCCCCUCUGCUUGGGUCAAGAUUUACAACCCUACAUCUUAACCUCCCGAGGUUGUAAUUUGUAGGCCUUUCCUUUCGAUGUUAUAGCUUUGCUUCGUCUCAGGAGCUGUUUGCCGUUUCAAUUUCAUCUCGAGAUGACCUUUUCGGAGGCCUCUCGAUCUCCUCCACGUCACUCUACGCAUCACCGCCGUCGCCAUCACCAGCCGCGUGAUGAAAGUAAAUCCUACCAAGUGUCCAAUGAUGGGCUAUGCCUGAAACAUCCACGCAAACAACACAGAAGCAGCUUGGAUAUAGUCAAUUUAGAUAGGCCCUCGCAACCACACACCCGCUAUGACAUUGUCGAGAAUUGGCUAGCGCAGACGGCGAGACAGAGCCCCCACUCCUGUCCUAGGAACUCAAAAGGGCAUCGGAGAGAAGACGCGCAUAAUCACCAUCCAUCUAAACCGCUUAAUGCGAUAGCUCCAUACAAUAAGCACCCUAGACGUGUAGAUCAAAAAUGGAGUCCUCGUCACGGCUUUCCCGCCGAGAGCCUACCCCAAUCGGCUUCCCCCUUUCAGGACCUGGGUAUGAGAGAUCCAAGGAAGUCUAGGCGAAGGCGGAUCGUUCCCAGCGAUAGUUCGUUCAUCAGCGGUUUUGGAAAUUUCUCUAGGCCUCCUGAUUAUGGGCCUGGACCCAUCCCACAGGGUCGUGAAAAUAUUCCGCCUGCCAGAUCUUCGAGAGAAGCAAGUCUAGCGCCUCCAGAUACUCCGUCAAUCGCGUCUCAUGUGGACGAACAGAUCAACUUCGAGAAGAGACCAAGACGUAAAACUAGGGAGGACAAAUAUGAAACGAAGAACAAGAAACGGUAUCAUGAGAAGGAGGGUAGUGGCUACGAAGAACAUCGAAAGAAGAAGCGUAAGAAAGCCGAGAAGAGGAAAUCUACGAUAUCUAGUAAGAACGUCGUCAAUAACUUCACUUCCGAUGCUGUAUUGAAUGAUCGUAUUACUGUGCAACCGCACCUUAAGCCUGGUCUGUUCGAGAACGGACGAACAUCCAAGAAGCAGCCCAUUUCGGACCUAGCCUUCUCUGAGAUGCAAUUUCUGAAGCAUCAGAAGCGAAACCCUCAACCAAAACCAUUAUCCAAGUCUCGCCUGAGGGAGAAACGACGAGAAGACAGGGAGAUGGAAGAAGUAUCAUCGUUUUUCUUACCACAUGGGACUGAUAAAAAUAAUCGGGCGCCAAAACCUCAUGAUACAGGUUCCCGUAAUGAUCAUCAUGGGAUGGGUUAUCAGGCUGAUCAAUUCUCAUCUACUCGUCUCCAAGGAAAAUCCAGCUUAUCAUCUUCGGAUCACUGUCUAUAUUCAGCACCCGUCCACGUCUCUCAGCCUCGUGGUGAGGCUGCCGAAACAUUCAGUCCGAACACUCGCGGAUGUAUCGAUGGUGGAAAGGACUCGGGCAAAAGUACAACAUACUUCACCUGGUCUGACAGCCGUCAUUCGCCCCAGGUUAGUAGGCGGGCAAAUAGUUCAAGCCCAGAUGUGCCAGGUUCAGUGUGGACGACAACCCCCGAACGGAUUAGGAGAGAUCUAAUAGCGACUGGCAUAUAUCGUGAUACCGGGAUUCCUUUAUACGACGAUCGUCUCGCCGAACGGACUACGGGAGAUUGGAAAAUGAACGCCCACGUGCCUAUCGCUCAUCGGGUAGAGUCAGAAGACCGCAUUCGCAGUCCACGUCAUGGACUCAAUGGAUCCCAGAAGGUGAAGUAUCGAGAUCAAGCUAUAAUGACUGAGGAUCCUACAAAAUGCUUAGGGCCAUCACUCGAGUUCCAAGAGACGGAGGAAUCACCGGCAUUUAGAUCACAGGAAGUGCCACACUCACCAGUAUCUUCUAUUGCCCCAGAAGUUGACCGUCAGAAAAUUGCCAGAGAUGCACGUCUCGACUUCCCGGUAGAAGGUAGCUCAGCACCAAAUGUUCAAACUCCAAAUCCGCUAGGUGCCAAAGCGGUCCCUAUUCACCAAAGCCCAGAUUUAGCAGGGUCAGAAGUAAAUCAGGAAAUACGGACACAGGAGAUGAGCGAUCCAUUAUCAGUAACUUCUCGAGACGUGAUGCCACCACCCCCAAUUCCACCCGGCAGAAACACUCAAGUCGUAUCGCCACAUGCUAACAUAAGGGAGGCUGAGCCUCUUAGUUCUAGGCAAACCGUACCACUAAUUAAUCCAGAAACCGAAAGACUGCAAACCCAUCAAAUAGUGAGUCACAACGCUGCCCAGAAUAUUCAGGGGUCGCCAGAAAAUUAUGACCAAAUUACUGCAUCGUCAGAGUCGACCGUGAAUAAAGCAUGCACACUAUCAUCAUUCGAUACAGCUUCCUGGAUACCUCAGAGAACACCAUCAGCUCGAACAGCGGAAACACAAAGCGUUAUUUCUAGACCGAGCAUGAAAUCGCCCUUCUAUGUAGAUCAAUACGAAAGGACCUUGAGCGGAAGCUCAUGUCGAAGGGAUCUAACUAAGUCACAGGAGCCUGAGAGUAUGGCUGAAUUUAUUGCUAGGAUAGAAAACGAGUCGCAACAGCAGUCCUAUUCGUACGAUGAUGACAACUUAAGCCCGGGAUUGAGUUUAGAGAAAGCGAUGCAAGAUCUUCACGCUUUCGAUGGAGAACCCUCUGUACAGAAGCCUUCAGCCGACAAUGAGAGAGAGAAUACGUAUCCCUAUCUAGACCCAGAUUCACGCCUCCAAUGUGCUGAUUUAGAAAGCUCGAGCAUAUACCAUCAGGGCGGUGGGGAGUAUUAUUUGGAGGCACAGCAUCCUCAUAGCGGUAUUAAUGUUCCUAGGGUUUUCCCCGUCGUUACGCAACCUCUAGAGGACUUUGAAGAGGAGCAUUUUGAGAUGUCGAACUUUUGGCGCCCGAACCAAUUCUUCCAAUUCUGAGAUAUGUAGCAUAUACCGAAAUAGAAGUGUCUUUUCAGAGAGGUAUACAGC